Messenger RNA from Maudiozyma saulgeensis, 2157 nucleotides. The record is from the annotation of a GenBank genome assembly. Lineage: Eukaryota; Fungi; Ascomycota; Saccharomycetes; Saccharomycetales; Saccharomycetaceae.
AUGGCACAAUCUACAACUGGAAAUAUCCUUCCGGUGAAAAGGAGACGGAAAGUGAUGAAUACAUGCAUGUUUUGUCGCAAGAGGAAGCUGAAAUGUGAUCAUGCUAGGCCAAAAUGUCAACAAUGUGAAAUACGGAAACUUCCUGAAUGCAUAUAUGGGAAUGGUUUCAAUUUUGAUGUCACUAUGGAAGAUCUUAUGAUGAAACCAUCCAUUGGCUUGCUCAAGGAUAAUGCUGGGCGAAAUAGCGGUGACAUGAAUACUCCAACCAAUACAAGUUCGUCUAAAGACAGCCCUGAUGACAAUUUAUUAAAAUUUGAGUUUCUUGAAAACCAAGACGGUAAAUUUCAACGUUAUGGACCAACUUCAUGGAAGACAAUUGUGAAUUACGACAAAGGCGCAUUUGAACGAGAAUAUCUUGAUCUAUGGAAUGUUCAAAAGAAUAAGUAUGAUGUUUGGAAAACACAGCAUUGCAUUAUUGAGAAUAGGCCCAAAUACUGGGUACAUUUUCAUGAUGUGAACAAUAUUUUGAAAAUUAUCUGUAGCGUGCUUCCAACUUAUGAGAAGACUAGAGAUACAUUGGAUAAAUUUUUCAGUGGUACAUUACACGAUGUUUACAGAAUAGUCGAUCACAAACGUACAAUGGAUGCAUUCAAUAUGUGCUUCAGAGUGUCGAGGGUGGAUCCAUCUUUUGAAAAUUUAUUAACAGAUGUAUUUACAGAUAUUCAAAUUCCACCAGAUGGGAAUCUUUACUAUAUCGGUAUUAUAUUAUUAAUUGUCAGUCAUACAAUGUCUAAUUUUAAUCCUGAUAAAUCGUUGACAAGUUUCCUUGAACAAUUGGCAUUUUCUCCAAGAUUUUCAGAUUCAUUCGUGGAGAGACCCCAAUUUUUAUUAUUGAUGUAUCUUUUGAGAGAGUAUCAAUCUGAUUUACCAAUAUGGGAGACCAAUCAAAACCACAAUUUAAUUAUGUGUGUGUGCCACAGUUGUAAUAUAUUAGGAUUAAACAAGAUUGAUGAAUGGUAUGGGAAGAGUAAUUAUUCUAGUGAUGUGAUUUAUUCACUGAAGAGAACCUUCUAUUGGACAAUGUUCUUUGAUGCUUACGUAUCAUUCGAAGCUGGAAAGCCGUUAUACCUUUCUGACAAUCAUUUUGAUUAUUCCCAGUUAUAUAAUUUAGAGCGCCAUGAUGUGGAAAGAGAUAAAGAAUUACGUAGAAGUAAAGUUAUGACAGACUUUCUCAAAAUAGUCAGGCCUAUUGUGAAUGAUUUGAACAGUACAAAUUUUAAGGACAGAAAAAUGUUAAAAGUAUAUACUAAACAAUUAGUUGAUUAUUUCGAAUCAGGGUUGAUGUUUAUUAAAUUAUACACAGGGUUAGAUAAGUUAUUACCGGCGGACACUUUUGAUUUACCAUUUGUUGCACUCGGUGUUGCUUUAUUACUUGCAAUGUAUCAUAUGAGAAAAAAAUAUUUUGGAGAGAAAUCCACUGAAGUGAAUAAUGGAAUCAUUAAAUACUCAUUAAUUCUUAUAAGUUUUUGUUGCAAAAUGACCAUUUGGGCAGAUCAAAUGGAUUCCUUUACGGAUCCCACAUAUCAUAUCAAUAAAGAUACUAUUACCCAUCAUUUACGAUUAUCAAUAUUAUUGACUGCCCCAAUUUUAAAACGAGUGAUCUUUGAAUUUCAUGAUUAUUUUUUCCAAAAUUUAUCUGUAGAGAAUUUGUCCUCUUUACAACAAUUGUUCGAUUGUAAAGGUACUAAUCAACAAAUCAUACCAUUAGAUAGUUUUUCUGUUGAUGACAGUUAUUAUUAUCAAAUUAUUCCAACGUUACAACAAAUUGAAAAUAUUGAAAAAUCCGUGCUUGCUCCAACAGAAUAUAAAUUACAUCAAAGAUUACAAAAAUCAGCUACUUUUAUUACAUUAGCUGCAUCUCAAAUGGUAUCACAUAUUCUUGCAUUACAAGUUAUAAGAUUAUUAAAAUGUUCCGAAGAUAGCCAGGUUAUUCAACAGACAGGGACAGAAUUAUGGAAUGAAUAUAGAAAAAUUUCUAGUAGAUUAUGGAGGUUGAAUAUAUUUGAUUUAGUUCUUAAGAAAUUGUCUACGAAAGUUACUGAUGAUCCUAAUGAUCCUAAUGAGGCUGAUACUACUGAAUAUCCUACUUUGGCGUAG